AAUUUUCAUUUCAUCGUCUAAAUUAUUCCUUUUUCCUCCAAAAAUCGCCGUAUAAUUAUGGCAUUUUUGCUCCUCCUACUAUUCCUAGCAGCAACUACUGUAACUUCCCACUCCCACGCCUCAGAACUCAGCUUCCUCCAUCAAAUCCACCUUCUUCGCCCCCAAUCCGGGGCGGCCGGCGACCAUCUUCCUGGCAUAACUUGCCUGAGUUGGCGUCUUGGUGUUGAAACUAACAAUAUCGUUGGAUGGAUAACAGUUCCUGGGGAAUGUGAAGGUUAUGUAGGGCAUUACAUGUUAGGCCAACAAUAUCGAGAAGAUUCUAAAGCCGUCACCGACGAGGCUUUUCUCUAUGCCGCCAGCCUCAAGCUGGCCGGGGACGGCAAUGACAUAUGGAUCUUUGACAUUGAUGAGACUACACUUUCAAAUUUACCCUACUAUGCUUCCCAUGGAUUUGGGGCACAACCAUUCAAUGCAACACUGUUCAACAAAUGGGUUCUGGAAGGCAAAGCUCCAGCGUUGCCAGAGUCUUUGAAACUGUACAGGAAACUAAGAUCUCUUGGAAUCAAAAUUGUCUUCAUUACAGGAAGAACUGAAGAUCAGAGAACUGUCACAGCCAACAAUCUGAAGAAGGCUGGUUACAGCUCAUGGCUGAAGCUUAUACUCAAGUCAUCUUCUUAUUCAGGAAAAACAGCAGUUUUCUACAAAUCAAGCGAAAGGGCAAAGCUUGAGAAGAAUGGUUACAGAAUCAUUGGAAACAUUGGUGAUCAAUGGAGCGAUCUCUUGGGUACUAAUACAGGAAAUCGAACGUUCAAGUUGCCUGAUCCAAUGUACUACAUUAGUUAAUUUGUAUUAGUGAGUUGUAUUCGACUUCAUUUCAAUGAAUAAAACUUCCAAUGAAAUUAAUUUGAUUA
This is a messenger RNA of Manihot esculenta (cassava), 911 nucleotides long. RefSeq names its product stem 28 kDa glycoprotein. Gene Ontology annotation, molecular function: acid phosphatase activity. The transcript has 3 exons. Lineage: Eukaryota; Viridiplantae; Streptophyta; Magnoliopsida; Malpighiales; Euphorbiaceae. The record is from RefSeq and is a predicted model, not a curated record. Bases 58 to 843 code for a protein of 261 amino acids.